Messenger RNA from Miniopterus natalensis, 1935 nucleotides. RefSeq names its product solute carrier family 29 member 2 (gene SLC29A2). Gene Ontology annotation, biological process: guanine transport; thymine transport; uridine transmembrane transport. NCBI's taxonomy places the organism in Eukaryota, Metazoa, Chordata, Mammalia, Chiroptera, Miniopteridae. The record is from RefSeq and is a predicted model, not a curated record. Gene Ontology annotation, cellular component: plasma membrane; basolateral plasma membrane. Gene Ontology annotation, molecular function: nucleoside transmembrane transporter activity.
GGGGCGGGGCUGAGGCCCGAGCCAGCGGAGGGUUAGACCUUGGGAAACGGGCCAGCGACUCCCUUCCCCCACUCGAGCCUCUGCCCUCCGCUUUCGGGGAGACCCGACCCCCCCCUCUGCCCACCGCCGGCAAGAACCAGCGUCCCGGGUGCCCGGGUCCUCGGCCGGCGCAGGCGCAGGCGCAGGUGCAGGCGCAGGUGCAGGCGCAGGUGCAGGUGCGGCACCCCACCUCUCUCCCACCCAGGCGCAUCCCGCUGGGCGGCCAUGGCGCGAGGAGCCACCCCGCAGGACAGGCAAGUUGGGGACCGGGUGGGGUGCGCACGGAAACCCGGGUGGCCUUCUUUUGGUUGCUCUAAGGCGCAAAGAAGACCGGAUAGAACUACAAUUCCCAUCAGCCGCCUCCCGCCGCUGCCCGGGCCGCGCGAUGGGGGCUGUAGGCCGCUCUCCCGAGGGGAGGAAGGAGUGGAGGAGCUGCGUCCUCGGAGUGACCUUCUGCAUGGUCCCCACAGCUACCACCUUGUCGGGAUCAGCUUCUUUAUCCUUGGCCUGGGCACUCUCCUUCCCUGGAACUUCUUCAUCACGGCCAUCCCGUACUUUCAGGGGCGGCUGGCGGGGGCCAACAGCACUGCCAGGACCUUGGGCACCAACCACACUGGCCCUGCGGACACUUUCAACUUCAACAACUGGGUGACGCUGCUGUCCCAGCUGCCCCUGCUGCUCUUCACACUCCUCAACUCCUUCCUGUACCAGUGCAUCCCUGAGACAGUGCGGAUUCUGGGCAGCCUGCUGGUCAUCCUACUGCUCUUUGCCCUGACGGCGAUGUUGGUCAAGGUGGACAUGAGACCUGGACCCUUCUUCUCCAUCACCAUGGCCUCUGUCUGGUUCAUCAACUCCUUCUGUGCAGUUCUGCAGGGCAGUCUCUUUGGGCAGCUGGGCACCAUGCCUUCCACCUACAGCACCCUCUUCCUCAGCGGCCAGGGCCUGGCUGGAAUCUUUGCUGCUCUUGCCAUGCUCAUGUCCAUGGCCAGUGGCGUGGAUGCGCAGACCUCCGCCUUGGGGUACUUCAUCACGCCCUGUGUGGGCAUCUUCGUGUCCAUCGUGUGUUACCUGAGUCUGCCCCACAUGGAGCUCGCUCGCUACUAUCUGGCCAAGAAACCGUCGCUGGCACAAGGUCAGGAGCUGGAGACCAAAGCUGAGCUCCUCCAGUCUGGUGAGAAGAAUGGGAUUCCCAACAGCCCCCAGAAGACAGCCCUGACUCUGAAUCUUGACCCUGAGAAGGAGUCAGAGCUGGAGCCAGAGGAACCCCAGAAGCCAGGAAAACCUUCAGUGUUCAUUGUCUUCCGAAAGAUCUGGCUGACGGCGCUGUGCCUUGUGUUGGUCUUCACAGUCACCCUGUCUGUCUUCCCUGCCAUCACAGCCAUGGUGACCAGCUCCACCAGUCCUGGGAAGUGGAGUCAGUUCUUCAACCCCAUCUGCUGCUUCCUCCUCUUCAACAUCAUGGACUGGUUGGGACGGAGCCUGACCUCUUACUUCCUGUGGCCGGACCAGGACAGCCGGCUGCUGCCCCUGCUGGUCUGCCUGCGCGCCCUGUUCAUUCCGCUCUUCAUGCUGUGCCACGUGCCCCAGCGGUCCCGGCUGCCCACCAUCUUCCCGCAGGACGCCUACUUCAUCACCUUCAUGCUGCUCUUCGCUGUUUCCAACGGCUACCUGGUGUCCCUCACCAUGUGCCUGGCGCCCAGGCAGGUGCUGCCACACGAGAGGGAGGUGGCCGGCGCCCUCAUGACCUUCUUCCUGGCCCUGGGGCUGUCCUGUGGAGCCUCCCUCUCCUUCCUCUUCAAGGCGCUGCUCUGAAGGCUCCGUGUCGGGCUCUCCAGCAGCUCUCCUCUCGCUGCCCCUUCGGAGCCGGAGCUGAGACCCAGCGCACAGGAAUGGCGA